This is a messenger RNA of Mustela erminea (ermine), 735 nucleotides long. RefSeq names its product arylacetamide deacetylase (gene AADAC). The record is from RefSeq and is a predicted model, not a curated record. NCBI's taxonomy places the organism in Eukaryota, Metazoa, Chordata, Mammalia, Carnivora, Mustelidae. Gene Ontology annotation, molecular function: hydrolase activity.
AUGGGAAGAAAGAUUCUUUUUCUUCUGAUGGUGGGGGUCUUUGUCGCAUACUAUAUUUAUAUAUCUCUCCCAGAUAAUAUUGAAGAGCCUUGGAAACUACUGCGUGUGACCACAUGUAUGAAAACUGUAAAAGAUUUGCUCAUAGAUGAUCCAGAUGUCAAGAUCAAACUCAAGACCCAGUCUUUAAUUUAUCCUGCCCUUCAGACUCUUGAUAUGGAUUUACCAUCAUAUUGGGAGUGUUCACAUUUUCCAACUCUGUCCAAAUCAAUGACGGUCAGGUUGUGGAGUGAAUACUUUACCAUGGUCAGAUCACUUGAAAAAGCUAUGCUCUUCAACCAACAUAUACCAGUGGAAUCAAGUCAUCUGUUCAAACUUAUUAAUUGGAGUUCUUUGUUCCCUGAGAAUUUUUAAAAAGGACACGUUUAUAACAGUCCAACUUAUGAUAGUUCUGAGCCGGUUAAAAAAUAUCCAGGGUUUCUCGAUGUGAGGGCAGCCCCCUUGUUGGCUGAUGACAAUAAAUUACGAAGUUUACCAUUGACCUAUGUCAUCACCUGUCAAUAUGAUAUCUUAAGAGAUGAUGGAAUUAUAUAUGUCACCCGACUUAAGAAUGCUGGAGUUCCAGUGAACCAUAGCCACACUGAAGAUGGAUUCCAUGGAGCAUUUUCCUAUUAUGGAUUUAAAAUUGCAUAUAGAAUAAAAAAUCAGUAUAUGAAUUGGCUAAGUGAAAAUCUAUAG